UUAUGAAGAGGUGGGGCUAUCUUGACAAAUAGGAGGCCAGGAAUCAUGUUUUGGGAACAGGGCUUUGCUUCUUGGAUACUUGUCCCACCUUGAGUGUCCAUUUGCCACCAAGUCUUGUUUUGGCCUCAACAUGUGUGUAUGAAAUAGAUGUGUCCACAUCUCAGUAACAUCACCCAGAUCAGAAGUUGGGAACUGCCUGGAGGUGCUUGUGCCACCAACAAGGAUAAUGCUCAAGGAUGCACCAUAGAGCCCCCAGUAUAUAAGAAAGGGGAGACCCAGGAAGCUUUCAAGGACGUUUGCGUGGUUGCACUGCCUGGUACACUUCCCUACCCACCCAGCUGAGCUCCACCUCUUAUCGUCAGCAACAGACAUCCACCUUGGAAGCCUGUCCAGACAAAGGACUUGGUCCUGUCCAACUUCACUGUACUAGGUUCUGCCCAAAGCCACACCCAUAAGUUUUUCUCCUUUGCUCUCUUUCUCUCACUUUCUAUGUGAAUAAAGCCUGUUAUUGUUUCUACCCCAUGUGUCUGCUUUUGGAUCACGUCCUUAAGUGUGUUGGUGAGGACCCGCUAACUGGGACAAAUGGCUCCCCUGGAUUUGUUCAGGCACAGAUCUGGUCUCAGUACAAAGUAGGGGUUCAGAAAAUGCCCAAGGAGUAAGAUACUGAGGCUGCUUCCAGGCACUUGGAAAGGGGGAUUUUGGGGUCCCCUCUGAGCUCAGAGUGCCAGCCUUCUGCUAAUGAUAGACAAUAUGUAGCCACCAUCUGUGUCCUGCUGCUCUCCCUACCCCCCCCCACCUCCAGGUUGCCUUCUAGAAUCUCCAGCCCCCAGGAUCAAGUGGUGAUUGGUCAGAACUUGAUCCUGAGUCACAAAGCCACCGUGACACCAGGGUCCCAAGGCUGGCAAUUCGGGCUGGUGGGUUCAGCUUCAGGGGCAGGCAAAGCUGACCCUCUUAGGAACCAAGACAAUGCAGCAAGCAACACAGCGACCGUUGUCAUCCAGUGAGCAGAACUCCUACCAGCCCCAACACACCCCCGAUCUCCAAGACAAAGCAGAGACGCUGCAGCCACACCCCCAGCAUAAGCCAUCGAUGAACAAGGAGACCGCUGUACAACAGCCGGCCACAGACAAGACAAUGUCUCACCAUAUCCCACGCCUCCGGACUGUGGUUGAGAGCCAGGCCUUCAAGAACAUCCUGGUGGACGAGAUGGACAUGAUGCUGUCCCGGGCAGCCACCCUCAUCCAAGCCAGCUGGAGAGGGUAUCAGCUCCGGCAGAAGUUGACCUCACAGAUGAUGGCAGCUAAGUCCAUCCAGGAGGCCUGGCGACGCUUCAACACCAGGCGCCUCCUCCGGUCGGGCAGGGCAGUGGGGAAGAAAGUAAGCGUGGAGGAAAAGGACAUCCCCUACCACCCUCCGCAGCAAGUGCGCUUCCAGACUCUGGGAGAGGGUAAGUCCCUUCCGGCCCAGCCUGUCAUGAUAAGCAAGGAGACCCAAUUCCCUUCCAAUGACACUCUGGCCACUCUGGCCACCCAGGUGACCCCGCCACCGCCCCAGGGUACUCCACAGGUAGGCAUGCAAACCCCUUAUGCUGCCGGAAGUUCUGGUGUCACCUUCCUGCCACACCAGACCACUGCCAUCAGGCUUCCAUGUCCAGAAGCAAAGUGCCUGCUGACAAGAACCAUCAGAAGUGCCUGUCUUGCCCACCAUGUAGAAGGGGACAUGGUGAAGACCAAGCAAAUAACUACCAAAACCAACAAGGCAGGAACCUCUGGGCCACCACCAUCUGGAAAGUAUGUGCAGGCAGUUCAUGGACCGCUCAAGACCCACGUGGGAUCAGAAGUCAAAACCCUUCCCCAGAAAGACACAGUACCUGUGAUAGCCAAGACACCAGCCCAGUCGAGCCCAGUGCCCACAGUAGCAAUUACCAAAACUCCCCUCCAGACAUACCCAGUAACCAAGACCCCACCCCCGCCAUGCCCAGUGCCCAUGAUAACAAUAACCAAGACCGCUACCCGGCCAUGCCCAACCACCCUGGUGGCCAAGGCCCCACCCCAGACAUGCCCGACAUCCACAGUGACCAAGAUCCCAUUCCAGUCAUGCCUGGUAGCUACAAUGACCAAGACCCCACCCCAGACGUGCCCACCCGCCAUAAUGACCAAGAUCCCACCCCACAUGUGCCUGCCAGCCACCAUGACCAAGACCCCACCCCAGACAUGCCCACCAGCCAUAAUAACCAAGACUUCAUUCCAGACAUGUCCACCAGCCACAAUGACCAAGAUUCCACUCCAGACAUGCCUAGCAGCCAUGAUGAACAGGAUCCCAACCCUGCCAUGCCCAGUGCCUGAGAUGACAAUAACCAAGACCGCUCCUCUUAUACACCCACCACCCACAAUGGCCAAAGUGCCUCUUCAGCCCUGCCCAGUGGCCCCGAUGACCAAGACUCCAGCUCAGACACAACCAACAGCCCCAAUGACCAACACUCCAAUCCAGACUCAGCCAGCAGCCAUGGUGACCAAAUUCCCACCCCAGAUAUGCCUAUUAGCCUCGAUGAUUAAACCCCCACCCCAGACACGCCCCACAGCCAUGAAGACCAAGACCCCGCCCCAGACAUGCCCAGUGACUGGGAUGGCCAAGACCCCAGCUCAGACUCACGUGGCAUCUACGUCGGCCAAGACCACAGUGCAGACAGGCAGAGUGGUCACAAUAACCAAGACCCCAUCUCAGAUGCCUCCAGGGCCCUUACUGACCAAGACCCCUCCCCAGACGCGCCUGGCAGCCAUGAUAACCAAGACCCCAGCCCAGCUGCGUUCAGUGGCCACCAUCCUCAGGACCCUAUGCUUGCCUCCUCCAGCGGGUGGAAAUCUGAAGGCUCCGCCUACAGCAGCGGGUGGAAUUCCCAACACCUCAUCCCAUACUUGUCUGAAUGGACCAAAGGCCAAAUCUGUGGUGACUGCCAGGCAGGUGGUAGGGAUGACCAAAAUCUCAUCCCACUCAUGCCUGACAGAAGGGAAAGCAAAAUACUGUCCCGAGCCCCAACUGGGGGCCGGCACUUCCAAGACUCCAGCCAGCUCUCCUUUGGAAGUUGAAAAAACCAAGGCCUUGCCUCAGAAACAAAUAAAAACAGUAUCUAACACCUGUGUGACAAUGCACACGACUAAGGCCUCUCCCUGUGGAAAAGUGACUGAGGGAAGGAAGUUGUCCUCACAGGCACUCCUGAAGACCGAUGUUGUGAAGGUCCAAUCCCAGGUGUUUGUACCUGUAGAAACAGCUGUGAUCCUGCCCCAGGAACCAGUGACCACAUGUCCAGCCAAGAGCCAGCCCCAGGCACAGCUGGCCACAUAUCCAACCACAACCUUAUCUCAGACACAUCCACUUGCUGAACUGACCAAGGUCCUGUCCCAGGGACAUCCAUCAACCAAGCUGGCCACUGCCCUGGCCCAGUCACCUCUGGGAGCAUGUCUAUCCAAGGUGCAGUCUCAGGGAGACAUGCCCCCCAAGUUGGCCAAGGCCCCAUCCCUGGCUCACCUGGGCACAUGUCUGACCAAGGCACAGUCCCAGGCACAUUUGGUCACAGGAGUGAUGAAGGUCCAGUCCCAAGCAUAUCUGCCCAUCCAACUGACCAAGGCACAGUCCCAGGCCCAGCUGGUCACAGAAACAGCCAAGUGCCUUUAUGCAGCCCAUCAGCCUGCUGAGCUGAGCAGCAAGACCCAGUCUCAGCCUCUUUUGGCUGGAUUGAAGGCCUCCACCCAGCCCUGCCAGCCGGUUGGCUGCGCUCUGCCCCAAGCCAAGUUGGAUGAUAGACUGACCCAGCUCCCAGUCAACAGCUACACUCAGGCCAAGACCACCCAGGACCCAUGCCAAGGGGGCCCUGAGACCCAGAGCAUGCUGGUGCCACUGCUGGCAUCCGCUGGACACCCCACCUGCAAUGUGGAAUCUUGGGGCGACAGUGGGAAGGUCCGGGCCCAGUCCUCCACAGCCAGCCCGGCCACGCCCUGUCAGGAGGAACUAGCGGCCUCGCAACUUGCCUCUCUGUGUGCUGAGCUGGCGGCUGUGCUGGGCUCCCAUGAGGACCUCCGCACCCUGCUGGCCAAAGCCCUGUCUCAGGGGGAAGUACGGACGGUCCUGAACCAGGCUUUGUCUAAGGAAGUCCUGACAACCACUAUGACCAAGGCCCUGCCCCAGGGCAUGCUGGGUACGGCGCUGGUGAAAGCACUCUCCUGGGGUGAACUGGGCAUUGCCCUGUCCCGUGCUUUGUCCAGGGGUGAGCUGCGGGCCGAACUUACCAAGGCUAUGCAAGGAAAACUGGCCGAAGUGCUCAGCAAAGCCCUGACGGAGGAGGAGCGUGCGGCCCUGAGCCAGGCCCUGUGUCAGGGCGAGCUGGGAGCUGUCCUGGGCCAGUCUUUGUCUCAGGCAGCCCUGAGGACUGGAGUCAUACUCCCCAAGGCCACCUCAAAAUUGGGAAGUGGAAUGACUAUGAUGCCAACCCCGGUGGAGGUGGACUACAGGGGGAGCCAGUCAGCCCCAUGGGGGCCCACCCUGUGUCCUGUGAGACCACAGCCCAGCAAGGUUAGGGUUCCUGAAGAUGGGGUCUGGGAGGGUUGUAUCCAAGGCUGUCCCACUGGGUUCUUGGCGGAGAUGGGGGAUGGGGUCAUGCUUAUGGGGUCAUCCUGCUGGUCAGUGGUCUCUGUGUGUGCCUCCUCCCGUGGUAGAGUAAUUGCUACCGUCCAUCAGUGUCCCCUGAGCACAACCUUGGGCCCCACUUUGUCAUGGGGGCCAAGGUCCUGCAAGUACGCCACCUCAAACCUGUCUCUGAGCCCCAAGGCCAAUGAGAAAAAUGCGUACCUUCUCCUUGGGGCCAGCAAAUUGGCAAGAGACUCGGCACCCAAAUUGCCCAAAUCACCACACCCACAGCCUCCUCCCAGUCUAUGGCAGCCUCUCAUUGCCAAUGGGGCGGGCCCAAGUACCAGCCAGCCAUCAGUGGCUAGUGGCCCGGGACCAAGGUCCCACAAACCACACAUGGUCAGCAGGGUGGCCCCACAUUCAUGGGUGUCAUCUGGGGCAAGUCUGGGGACCCCAGGCAAACUUCCUGCCACUUCAGGCAAUGGGAGUCCUGCCCAUACCCACCAGUGUGCGGCGGGCUAUGUGGGGGCUGCUUGCUGGUGUCGGCCCUCUAAUGUGUGUCGAACCUUAGUGGUCAAAGGUCCAGAACAACAAUCACCCAUGGUCCCUGAGGGGACCGUGCAGAGUACCCAGCCCCCAAAUCAUAAAUGGGCUCAUGUGGGCACUAGGGAGAUAAACAAUAAGGUGACCCCAAGUCCACCACUGGCUGUGAAGAAGAGAAAAAUGCCCCUAACCCAACCACAGGCCUCCGCGGCCUGUGACAAAAGUCCCAGUGUCUCCAUGGCUUCUGACCAGCACUGUGCCCUGAAGAGUCAGCUAGACCCCAGCCUGUUCACAGCCUCGGCGGGCAGCAGGUUAGCACCCUCCCUUCCCUGGGCAGCUCUACCCAGGAAAGGGAGGACUCGGACUCGGACUUCCAUUCCAGGCAUAAAAUGCCCACAGGACCACAUGCCUGGCCACAUACUCAGUGAACUCACGGUCAGUUUGUCACAGGGUUCAGACUGUGACGUGACCGGUAGCUUCUCCCAGGGCUCCGUCGCCCAAGGCCCAAAUGUGAGCAGCUCCCAGAGCUCAGCGUGGAGCUGCAGCUCACUCAGCCCUUCCACCAUGUCUGUGGCUGGCCUGACUGCGGUCGCCCAGGGAGAGGAGGGGUCCUGGGAGGCCAGCCUGGGCAGGAACCUGCAGCUAGAAAGUCCUCUCACUUCAGAGGCCCUAGGAAGGGUCCAGGGGCCUGGGGAAGUGAAAGUGGCUGAGAGAGGGGCCCAUAGGCCUCUGAUCCCCACUCUCCACCACCAGUCUGCUCCAGCCUCAGAAACGAUCCCUAUUCUGAACUGCAAUUCAGUACCCAGUUGUGUGACCUUCAGUGUCCACUGGGGCUCAGCUGAUCAGGACGACAUAAAUAUAGGCUCAGAUCAAUGUUCUGUGGGCUGGAAUAAGAGCUCUCCCCAGGGCCCCUGUAAGACAGGGCUGAGGAGAAGUUUGUCUUUGGGUGAUUUGGUCCUUACCAAACAUCAGCACUCCUCUGUGGCCAGUAGAUUGACCUCAAACCUAUACCAGCCAGUGACUGGUAAGGUGGGCCCCACCUUAAACCAACCUUAUAUGGCCAUUGAGGUGACCCCAAGUUUAUCCUAUCCCUCUAUAUCCCGUAAGGGGAUCCCCUGUCUAGGCCACUCUUCAAAGGCUACUCAGGUGGCCUUCAGCGUAAGCCAGAUAUCAGGGGUCAGUGGGGUGCCCCCUAGUGGAAAUCAGGCAGAAAGUACCAGUGAGGUUGGCUCAGGCCCUGCCCAGCCAUCUGUGACCAGUGGGGUGAAUCCCACCCUAGCCCAACCAUCUAAGGCCAGUGAGUCAGCCCCCUACCUAUCCCAAUCAUCUGUGAUCAGUGGGUUGAACCCCAGCUCAGCUCAGUCAUCUGUGAUUGACAGGGUGACCCCCAGUGUAGCCCAGGCAUCUGUGAGUGGUGGGGUGGCUCCCAGUCUAACUCAGGCAUCUGUGAUUGGUGGGGUGGCCCCCAGUCUAACCCAGACAUCUGUGAGUGAUAGGGUGACCCCCAGUGUAGCCCAAGCAUCUGUGAGUGGUGGGGUAGCCUCCAGCUCAGUCGAGUUAUCUGUGACUGGUGGGGUGACCCCGAGUCUAUCCCAGCCAUCUGAGAGUGGUGAGGUAGCUUCCAGCUUAGCCCAACCAUCUGUGACUAGUGCGGUGGCCCCUAGUCUAGCUCAGCCAUCUAUGAUUAGUGUGGUGGCCCCCAACCUAGCCCAGCCAUCUGUGACUGGUGAGGUGCCCCCUAGCCUAACCCAGCCAUUUAUGACUAUUGGAGUGGUUCCCCAUCUAGUUCAGCCAUCUAUGACUGAUGGGGUGGCCCUCAGCCUAACCUUGCCAACUAUGACUGGUGGUGUGGGUGGCCUAGGCCACCCAUCCAUGGUCAGUGGAGUGAUGCCUAAUCUUGUCCAGCCAUCUGUGACUGGUAGGGUAUUCCCCAGCCUAGUCCAAUCAUCUAUGACCAGUGGGGUGGCUCCUAGCCUAGAAUACCCAGCCCUGGUCUGUGGGGUGACACACAGCCUGGCCAAGCCACCUGUGGCCAGUAGGGGGUCCCCAAGGCUGAUCCAUCCAUCAGUAACCACUAGGCGGACCUCCAGGACAUCCCAGCCUUCUACUGUCAGUGGCAUGGGCCGUGUUCUCAGACAGCCAAGAGUGGCCCCUCAGGUGGGCUCAAAUCUGUCAUCAAGUAUCAGUUCGGUGACCUGGCGCCAGCAUCAUCCGUCCUUUCUGGUUGAAGUCAGUUCUAGCAGGCCAUAUCCUUCUGCAACUGGAAGCAUGGCCCAGGGUCCGAGCCAGCCCUCCGUGAACACUGGGGUGGACACAUGUAAAAGUCCUCUGAUGCUCAGUGGGGUCACCUCCAACCUCCAGGCUCCUGAGUUCAACGAGCUGUCCCUGAGGUUUCAUCAGCCACUUGAUGUGGGGAGACAUGUACCCGUAGCUGAACACUCUGCAAUCACUAUUUCAGUACCAAAUAUCUAUCCGGCCUCUGUGGCCAGUGGGGAGUCUGGUCUAGGCCAGGAAUCUGGUGUAUCCCAAGGAAUUCAGUUCAGAGGCUUGGCUGCCAGCAUGUCCCAUGGUGCCACAACAGCUGGCGUGCUCCCAAAUAUGUCUCAGGGGACCUUGACGGCUGGCAUGGUAAGGAAUGUGUGCCAGAGAAAUGUGGUGACUGGUAUGGGCCAAUCUGAGGUGGCAGGUGACAUAGUUCCCAUCACAUCGCAGGCCUCUGCGGCAGGUGUUCCUUUGAUUCCUGAACAAAUCUCAGAGAUGUGUCCCAGGUUCCCUUGGGCGUCAGUGCCCGAUGGAAUCAGUAUGAGUUCAUCCAGUUUUCCUCUGGCUGGUGUGUGUCCCAACAUGUCUCAGGUCAGUGGUGAUCUCCCAGUCCAUGUGGACCAACAGCAUCCUCCUGUGUCCACCACUGUCACAGCCAAUUACCAACAAACCAAUGCUGUCAGCCAGGAGUCUGUGUUGGGCAAAGUCAGAGAUCUUGUGUCAGGUUCUGCAGCCAGUAAGAGGACCAUGGCCAUGGACCCAGGCACUGUGGCCAGCGGCAUGGCCCCCAGCCUUAGUCCAAAGUCUAUGAUCAGGAACAUGGGCAAAAGUGCUCCUCCCAGGUCAAGGGUCAGUGCUGUGGCCCCAGGCCUUCCACCAGAUUAUACAGUCAACAGUGAGGUUGCCCAGUGCCUUCCCCCAGGGUAUGCCCAGUGCCUUCCCCCAGGGUAUGCCCAGUGCCUUCAUCCCGGGUCUAUGGUUAGUGGCAUAGGUCAGGGACUGCUCCCAGGAUCUGUGAUUGGUGGCAUAAACCAGUGUCUUCCUCCAGGGUCUGUGACUGGUGGUAUUAGCCAGUGCUCUCCUCCAGGGCCUGUAGUCAGUGGCAUUGGCCAGUACCUCCCCCCAGGGUCUGUGAUCAAUGGCAUUGGCCAGGGCCUCCCCCCAGGGUCUGGGAUCAGUGGCAUUGUCCAGUGCUUUCCCCCAGGGUCUGUGAGCAGUGGCGUUGGCCAAGGCCUUCCCCCAGAAUCUGUGGUUGGUGGGACAGCUCAGCUCAUUCACCCAGGUGCUGCAGUGAGUGGCACGGCCAAGACCCUGCCUCCAGCUCCUGUGGUGAGUGGGCUGGGUCAGAGAGUCCCUUCUAACUUGAUGGCCUCUACUAUGCUCCCAGCAUCUAUGACUGGGGGGGUGAAUCAGGGCCUGGAUGUGGGGCCCAUGGCCCCUGCAAGCAGAAGCAUGAACCAGAGCCCUCCCCAGGGGUCCAUGCUGAUUGGCAUCACUCCACGCCCUUACCUUGGAGCUCUGGCUGGGGAAGGAACUGCAAGCCCCAUCAGGGCAUCCCAUAAUAUGGGCCUGGCACAAGCUCAUCCCCAAACCUUGGAGGCUAGUGGCACAGCCAAGGAUGUGAACCAAGAGUCCAUGGUUCUGCAGAGAGCUGAGCAGUUGAACCAAAUACUAGGGAUAAUGCCAUUUGAAACCACAGAUGGUCAGAUAAUGGUGAAGCCAGAUGACCAGGAGGAGGGUUUGUCCCAAGAAUGUGGAUGCAGUGUGGGGUCUGAUAAGCCUGUGAUCCUUGAGGGAACCCCAUGGAUGUACCUUAACCCCAUGGUGACUGACCUUGACUCUAGCCCUGAACUCUUGGCUGAGGAUGGCGCUCUUCCCAUAGGCCACAGGCCCCUGCUGCAGGAGGUAGUUCCUAGGCAAGUCAAGUCUAUGGCCAGUGGACUGGCCCCUGGCCCCCCGCAACACUCAAGUUUUGUCAAGAACUCCAUGGCUGGCAAUGUCGCCAUAACUCUGCAGCAUGAGUCAGCAACCAUUUGUGGAGUCCCCAGCUCCCACUCUGUGGCUGUUAGUAGGGUCCCUAGUGCACAGAGGGCAUCUGUCAAGGACACUGGGGACUCCUUGGUUCGUCAGGAGGCACCUGUGGGUCCAGUUAUGUCCCAAAGCCCCUCAGCUCAUCAGCAGGCAUCAGGGGUCCCCAUUGUGUCUCAGAGCCCAUCGGGGCACCAGAGGGUGCUGGUGGGCCCUGCGAUGUCCAUGGCUCCUGCGGUUCCCCAGCACCCCUCAGCUCAUCAGCAGGUACCAGUGGCCCCUGUGGCUCACCAGAGUCCCGCAGUGCUCCGACAGGUGUCAGUGGCACACAUCGAGCCCUGGAGUGGUUCCCAUGGAAUGGUGGGUUCUCCUGAUGUCUCUCGGCCAUCCAAGUUAGCCCAUGGCCGUUCUGUGGCACCUAGUAUGCACACAAAAUCUGUGAUCGGGAUGAGGACCCCGAGCCCUUCCCAGAGGCUAGGGACCACCGACUUGGCCUCACAAAUGCCUCCGUAUCCAUCCAGGGCUAGCGGGGCAGCAGCGGGCAGGCUCCAGACAGAAACCAUCCCCAGUGCCCUCCAGAAGCCAGUGUCUGGGGGCCUGACUCCCAGGAGACACGAGUCCGUUCGCCCUUGGAAAUCCUAUAAAUCCAUACAUAGUGGCCUCGUUCCAGAAAUCCUAGACAGUUCUGUGGCUAAGACUGUGCCCUCCCAUUCAGGGAGGGAGAGUGCCUCCAGGUCCCCAUUGGUUGGUUCCAAAUGCUUCACAGGGGCACCGCCAGGCUUAAUGCCAAUCAUCCACACUGAGGGGAAAGCACGUGGCCCGGCUACCUCUAAGCUGCAUGGGGGGGUUCGGAAGGUGUCUCUGGGCUAUGCGUCCACACCAAAUGGUUCCCGGCGGUCCCUUUUAAGACAGGAGUCACUGCUGGAGUCUUUGGACUCCAAGGUUUCUGCGGCCCAUCCCAAGGCAUCCCUGACUCCUGCUGUACUCCAGGGCCCCGUGGAUGCUGGCAUGGCUGGUGGUCAAGCACGGAACUCCACUGCCCCCACUGUAGCAGUUGGGCCCGUGAGCGGCACUGUGGCCCCUGGUGGCGCGUGGGAGCCACCCAGGGGGAUUGUGCCGUGGGGCACCGCGGGCAGCGAGGCAGCGGUGGAUCCCAGACAGUCCGAUCAGCUCAUGGCAUCGGUGCAGGCUGUGGAAAAGAUAAUCAUUCAAGCCGUGAUCACCAUCCAGGCGUGUGCACGCGGCUACCUGGUGCGCCGAACCAUCAAAGUGUGGCACCAGUGGGCUGUCAUCAUCCAGGCUGCCUGGCGGGGCUACUGCGUGCGGCGGGACCUGCUCCGGCUCACCAAAGCUGCCACGAUCAUCCAGGCCGCGUGGCGAGGCUUCCACUUCCGCCACAGUCAGGCCUGCCAGAUGCUACACCCGAGCAUGUGGGUGGAGACGGGCAGUGGGACCAGGGCUAUGUCCGAUCACCGCUGCUUCCAGUCUUGCCAGCCACACAUCUGUACCCUGUGUCAGUCACUGACUUCUGGACUGGGAAGCACACCCAGCGUGGUGAUGCUUGUGGGUUCCAGCCCCCGCACCUGCCAUAAGUGUGGCCAGACCCUGCCCACUCGGGUGGUACAUGGCAUGGGCCAGGGAGGUUCAGGCCUGGCGUUGGGCCACAGCAGGCACCUCAUCCCCCGGACCUCUCAGCACCCCCAUUGCCAGAACAAGGCGGCCAUCGCCAUCCAGGCUGCUUGGAGGGGCUUCUUGGUGCGCCGCCAGCUGAGGCAACAGCAGCAGGCAGCCAAGAUGCUCCAAGCGACCUGGCGCGGACACCGGACCAGGUCCUCCCUCAGCACGGAUGCGCUCUUGGGGUCAGCAUCAUGGGACAACCCACAGCACAUGCAGUGGCCUGGUGUCUAGGACUCCGACUGCCAAGUGGGGGGACACCAGAGGAGAGGGUGUGUGGUUCUCUGAGUCUAAUGAAUAAAGCCCUCCCACAGCCUGGCUUUUGAUCACCUGUGCUCAUGGGACAUCUUGGGUGUAGUAGGGGGAAAGUUGGGGGAGUCGGGAUCACCCUGCAUAGGA
Messenger RNA from Talpa occidentalis (Iberian mole), 11526 nucleotides. RefSeq names its product IQ motif containing N (gene IQCN). Lineage: Eukaryota; Metazoa; Chordata; Mammalia; Eulipotyphla; Talpidae. Bases 967 to 11361 code for a protein of 3464 amino acids. The record is from RefSeq and is a predicted model, not a curated record. The transcript is spliced from 3 exons. Gene Ontology annotation, molecular function: protein binding.